Messenger RNA from Hippocampus comes (tiger tail seahorse), 3067 nucleotides. RefSeq lists its product as uncharacterized. The record is from RefSeq and is a predicted model, not a curated record. NCBI's taxonomy places the organism in Eukaryota, Metazoa, Chordata, Actinopteri, Syngnathiformes, Syngnathidae. The transcript has 9 exons. The coding region runs from base 440 to 2224 and encodes 594 amino acids.
CCAUACACUCGGUUUCCAUCAAUUUGAUGACCGCCAUAAAAUCGUCUUGGAAGACUGCACGUGGCCAGGCGAGCUUGGAUUUGGAAACUUUGCCAAACUAUUGCCAGUGAUCAUAAUUGGUCUUUGCAUUCAUUCGGAAUCUUUCAUUUCGAUGGGAAAAGGUUGAUUCUUGAAUAAAAGACUUGUGAUGGACAAUCAAGAAAAAAUCCGUCGAAAUGUUUUUUCUCCCUCUCAGCUGCGCUUAAUCACGCUCCUCAUUGACCGGAAGGCUUUGUUUGCAUUAUGAGGAACCCAGCCCGCGCCGAGGAGAACAAACUUUUUGUCGCCGUUUGAUGCCGAUGCCGACCUUUGGCCACCCCGGAGAACAUUUGUGCUUGCGUUACGACUCGUUAAAACGAGCAAGAAAGUUUCAUUCGCUGGAAAAGUGUCGUUUUCGCCGAUGGAUCCAGCCAGAGUCGCGGGGACGCUGUGGGAUGUUUUGUACUAUUUAGCCGCAGCGGUCAACAGAUUCCUCAGGCCGGGACCUUUUAACAUCACCAGUCAUGAUCUGCUCCAAGAAUCCACGGCUGAAAGUGGUUCUGGUGGCGACGGUCACAUCGCGGGCGUCUGUCAGGAACAAUCUGACGAGGCGGCGCUUGAGCCGAGUGCACCGCUACCCGCUUGGGCCGGUGAACAACCCCAAAACGCUGCAAACAAAGCACCUGAGGAGAGUGAUUCUGCUGAAGAUUCUGCGGCAACCUUCCGCAGUGUCACUGCGGUGACUGGCGAACAAGUUGGGGCAGACGAAGACGGCUACGAGGAAGAAGCGGAGGCCGGGCCGGCGCAGGAAAUCGGCGAAGCCUUCAGAAAUCUGCCCUCCCGUGUCUGUGAGGUGUCACGGCAGCCGCAUCCUCCGACAUGUGAGGAGCCGCUUCCCGAGCACAAUGAUGAGGCUUUUGCACAUGGAAAUAAAAUGCAAGGCUUCCUGCGAGUCGAGAAGUUCCUUGCCGCAGAAACCGAGGCUGCUUGUGCCACUUCAAAGAUGGGAGUCAAACUCCCGGAGGGGGAAUCGUGCGCGCCUCGCAGUCCAACCGACGGCGACACGGAAGAGCUUCAGGAGGGGAUGGAAGCGCUUGCGCUGGAACGCGCUCGACGGUUGCGCGACGCCGCGGGAGACAACGACGAGACCGGGAGGGAAACGCUCGGAUUCUCCCGUGACAAAGAGCGGAUGGGGGCGCCGGCGGAAGUGGGAAGCGGCCUCGGCGGAUCGUCGCUGGCCGGAGGAGAGAUGAAACCUGAAAGCUGCGCUGUGAGGGACCAGAGGUCAGAGGAGGUCACAAAAUACGGAGAGGAUCCGCUUGUGCCCAAGGGCAACCGGGGGCUGAAUGAGACCAGAAGCGCUUCGGAUCUCCGGACGACGACGACGAUGUGCAGCACCGAGGAAAUGACGCUCGGCUCAGACAGCCGGCGUCGAGAGGCCAUUCUCGAUACGGGGAUGCCGACUGCUUGCCCAGAAGGCCACUCGGACUCCAAACAAGACGAGUUCUCAAACGAGUCUCGCUACGACGCAGAAAGCUUCACCAUAAUAUCGUCCCCCGAGUUGGGCUUCUCGGACCGCUCCUUCGGCGAGUCCCGGACCGCCGCUUUUGAGGUCGAGCAAGCCGCCGCUCAAGAAGUUCUUGAGAUGAAGUCAUUGGAAAUCCCGAAGAGCGAUUCCGAGGAGGAACCGGCCAGCUUUUCCGGUCAACCCGGCGAGAAGACGAUUCCGCAAUCGGUGGACAAGCCCGAGAGUCAAAUUGAGGUGAGCAGCUUUGUGCUGAACUUUGCCCCCCAAAGGUCAAGGAUGGCUGUGAAGAACCCCCGCGUCAGGCCACCGAAAGAUCGCCGCUCGCUUCUCCAAAGGCCCUCGCUGCCUCCCGGAAGCUCUCCGCCGCCCCAGCCGCCAUCCAAAAUCCCUGUCGGCGUUCAUGUGUUGGGAGGUUUCAGGUUGGGAAUCCAACUGCCAGGGCUCGGUGCAGCGUUUCCCGUCGCCAAAAAGUUGCCAAAGAUGUGCUCUGAAAAUUCAGCCGGGUUGAGGGCGUCGCGCCAACAGGAAGCCGAGCUCAAAGCGGCGCCGAAGGCCGACGCGACCAAACAAGCCGCCGCGCCACCUCAACCAAAAUGGAUGCCGCCGAGACAAGCGGGAUUUGGAAAUCCAUUCAUGUCAGAGCUCAAGACCAAAUUGAAGAAAGCCACCAAAAACUGAGAUGAACUCUAGUUUUCUGUGAAUAUCUGGAGAAGUUUUGAAAGAUUGUGUUUGUGCCAAGAUGAAUAUCAUCAUUAUUAUUGUUAUGAUUGUAAUAAAGUCUAAAGCAACCUCUUAACUGACGCAUUUCUUUUUGAGUAAGAGGCCGAUAUUCGGGGGGGCGGGGGGGCAAAAGCUCCCUAAAAACCUGAGUUAAAAAAAAAAAAAAGUUGUUGUUGCUGCCAUGGUGAUUGUCAUGCAAGUUAAUGAUGUCACAAAGAGACCAAAGGGAUGAAAGACACCAGCAAGGUGGGUUGCUUCAACAUGUGCUAGCAAAGUCUUCAGGCUGCGGCUCAUUCACAGCGCAACUUUGGGAAGUAAGUAUGAACAAUUUGUCUGGGACGCUUCCUUGGAAAAAUGCUCAACGCUCGCUCAAAGAAUUGAAUGGUUGCGGAGUUGACAUGUCUUUGCACCCAAUUCAACUCACUCAAUGCCAAGGACUUUGUUUUUUCCAUGUUUUAAGAAUCCGGGCAUUUAAUCCAAGCUACCUAUUUAAGUAUUUUACUUUUUUUUUUUUUUUUUUUUUUUUAUUUACAUGGGAAGGUUAAAGAAGGGAAUGAAAGUAGCGCGCGUCGCAUAAGGUCCAGAUUUUCUAUUUCGGUAUGUUUCGUUUGGGUUCCCGUUGUCUGACUUUUGAAUUUAAUUUGGUGUUCAGUUCAAGGACGAGCCCGAGCAAUAACCUCUCGAGAAAAAUGCGUUGCGGAAUGAAGCCUCUUUCCAAGUAUUUACGUUGGACGAAGGGAGAUUGAAUUCAUGAAUCCGUCACUGUUGAUUUAACGCACGUUGGAUUUAUUCGUGUCCCCA